Pyricularia pennisetigena is the source of this 2061-nucleotide messenger RNA. RefSeq lists its product as uncharacterized. Bases 1 to 2061 code for a protein of 686 amino acids. Gene Ontology annotation, molecular function: protein binding. The transcript is spliced from 2 exons. The record is from RefSeq and is a predicted model, not a curated record. Lineage: Eukaryota; Fungi; Ascomycota; Sordariomycetes; Magnaporthales; Pyriculariaceae.
AUGAACCGCAUAACCUACCGCUUUCGCAAUAUGGGCCUUUUCAAGCGUAGCAAGGAUAAGCGCAAGAGCGACAGCCAUUACACCCACGGCGGCGGCAAUGGCAAGCAUGGAGGAGGUGGCGAUUUUCUCGGCGUUCCGGGGUUCAUGCCCGGCUACGGAGCCGGCCAGAUCCAGAGCACCGCCAGCAUGACAUCCAGUAGGCUGCUGGCGCGCCUCCCCGAUGCCAUCCUGGAGCGCAUCUUUCUGUUUGUGUGCCCGCACACCGGCGACGAAACGUACGAAACAUGCGAGCAGAGCAGCGAAGAUGAUGCGUGCAUGCUGUGCAACCAGCGCGACCUUGCCCACUGCGCUGCAGUCUCAAAGCAGUGGAGGAGGGCUGCUAUCAGGCAACUCUAUCAUAGCAUUCGCAUCGAUUCGGUGCACUACUGCGAGCGCGAGAUCUACCUUUCGGACCUGCGCAAACGCCGCUCGUUCUUUGAUCGCAAUGGCCUGCCAGAGGACACGGCCCAGACGCGCCUGAAGCUGCUUUGCCGCACACUUCGCGAGGACCCGACCAGACUCGGCAAGCUCGUCGAGUAUUUCAAGACGCCGUACAUGCUGCGCGAGUCUUGCCAAGCCGAUCUCGCGCGUACUAUCGCCGUGCUACCCAAUCUGCGCUACGUAGAUCUUCCUGAGGGCCUGUUUGCAGACGAUGCGACAUACUUGACACUUCGCAUGGAGGUCCAGGCGAGGUGCCAUCAGCUGCGCAAGAUGACUUAUAUGGCUGGCUCGGAGCGCAGCUUGCAGGCCCUCGCGGGUGGCAAUGUCUGGCCGAAUCUCGAGGUCCUGGAGCUGAUCCGUAUCAAUGUCGAUCCUGCGAUGCUGAGACACGUUCUGGGAGCCCUGCACAAGCUCGAGGCGCUCAAGGUGUCCGAAACGAUGACUUUUGGGGAUGAGAUACUCCUCCACAACGACAUGGUACCACCAUUCCCUGCGCUGCAGGAGUUUAUUCUCAAGGAUGUUCCCAACGUGAGCGCGGAGGGCCUGAAGCAGUGGUUGUCGACGCGCCGCGACGCUCGCAGCCGACUCAAGACCCUGAGCCUUUCGGGCACCGGGGUCAAGCCAUGGCAGCUCCACGGCGUCCUGGCGACUGCGUCUGGUCUUGAGAAUCUCACAAUUGUAGAAAAGGUCUCGGCCUCAUUGCCCACUGCCGCAGGAACACAUGAUAUCCCACCUCUGAGCUCCAAAUCGCUUCUCACGCUCAACUACGAGAUAACCGCUGUCGGGUCGGGCCCCGGUCCCUUUGGCGGUUCGAAUACUGCGGCAAGCGGAUUGAGUGGCGUGACAUCAUCCUAUUAUAACUACCUUUCAGGCUCCCUUCUCUCGGGAGCCUUGCCGAGGUUGCGAGCUGUCUACGUCCGAGACGCCCAUUUCCCAGACUCCCUCCUCGGCCUUCCACCGCCACACCCGACAUUUGCCGACGGCUUCUCGAUGCGCAGACCAAACACCGCAGAGGGCCGACCCAACAAUGCCUCGUUAGGAUCCAACAUGCAAUCGCCGCGCAGCUUCUUGAAACCACAGACGGGAGGUGGUUCCCCGUUCCAGGACCCGAGCGCACACACGAUGCCGCUGCCGCAGAAGCCCUUCGCGGGCGCCGGCCACAAUCCGCGGUUCAGCAGUAAUAACCCCUUUGCAGCAAUGCUGCCGGCACAGCAGCUGGCGACCCUCGAGGUGUUCACCAAGGGCGACGACGAGCUUGAUUGGUCCUUUGUCAAGGUUUCGGGCGGCUACGCGGACGGCGGCGAGCCGUCGCGGCCGCACAGCUCGUAUGGCCUGUCGAGCGGCUCUGUGGGUGGCUGGGGUGCCACAGCCGGCGCGAGGAGGAGCGUCUUUAUGGGAGACGGCGGCGGCGGCUUCCUCGCCGUGCCACCCUCGCCCGCCGGUAACAGACCCGGAAUGCACGGUCGCUCCGGCAGCACCAACAGUAUUGCGUACAGGAGUCCCGGCUGCAGUGGGAACGAGUGGCCAGUGGCUUCUCCAGGGUUUGAAAAGAGGAAGGAUCGCAAGGACCUUUGGCGUUGA